AUGAGCCGUACCAGCGGUAUUCAAUUCGCCAAAGGUAAUGAAAUAUCAGGGAAUUAUGGGCUUUGGGAUCCUUCCAAGAAAAGGGUUCUUCUGAAUGUAGAUUUUCAUAUCUCCAGGGCUAUCGGUGUAGAUUACAAGAUAGGCCUUAUCACCACGCUGGUACAUGAGAUGAUGCAUGCGUUCUUUGAUGUUUUUGGAACGGAGAGUUCAUGUAGCAUUUCCCCCGAAAAUGGCGGAAUUGGUGAUCUCGAUGGUCAUGGCCCACCAUGGGCGGACGCAAUGGCUAGCGUGCAGAACUCUUUGAAUGAAGUACUUCCUUUUAUGAUUGAUGGACAAAUAUUUCAUUCCGUUGAAUGGAGUAUGAGUAAAUACGACUGGACACCCACUCGAAGCCAAAUGAUCAGAUGGGGUGCAACACCAGCUGAUAUGAAAAAGUCAACUGACACGACAAAGGGUUUCACACUAUGGGAUAGGUAUCUCGAUGCAACCUUUUAUUUGUGCACAAUGAUGAUGGCUCUAUUCUCGGGGUUGUCCCUCCUCGACCUAUUUAGGUUCAUAGAUUCAUGA
Molecule: messenger RNA, 567 nt
Organism: Hymenoscyphus albidus
Lineage: Eukaryota; Fungi; Ascomycota; Leotiomycetes; Helotiales; Helotiaceae
Source: the annotation of a GenBank genome assembly